Aspergillus niger is the source of this 3738-nucleotide messenger RNA. RefSeq lists its product as uncharacterized. Gene Ontology annotation, cellular component: membrane. Bases 1 to 3738 code for a protein of 1245 amino acids. Gene Ontology annotation, biological process: chloride transmembrane transport; cell volume homeostasis; potassium ion homeostasis. Gene Ontology annotation, molecular function: potassium:chloride symporter activity. NCBI's taxonomy places the organism in Eukaryota, Fungi, Ascomycota, Eurotiomycetes, Eurotiales, Aspergillaceae. The record is from RefSeq and is a predicted model, not a curated record. The transcript is spliced from 4 exons.
AUGACUGACGGACGGACUGACAGUGCCUCGGAGUCCCUGUCCCGAAGGAGACCCAAUUUCUCCACGCGGGCGGCUGAAGAAGACGUUUCUAGGCUGGAUCCGAGCGAAUCUGCCAAUGCAUCCCCCGAGGAAAGUAGCAAGUUCCUCCACGGGAGGAUGACUUCCUCCUCUCAUUUGCAAGAGCCUUCGCAAUUCCACCGCUCAUUUCAAUCCCAACAGAACGUCAUAGAUAAUGUUGCUCGUUGGUGGAGUGGGCGGGAGUGUGACGGAAAGCAUGAGCUUUCUAGGGAGAGAAUCGAUUUCAAUCGCUCACCCCCCGGGCCCUUCAGAGAGGGUCAGAAGGAGAGAGAUGGCCAGAAAGACCGUACGCUUGACAAUCCUGAUAAGCUUGGAACGUUCUCUGGCGUCUUUGUGCCGACUACCUUGAACGUUCUCAGUAUCCUGAUGUUCCUUCGCUUUGGCUUCAUCCUAGGUCAAGCCGGUUUAUUAGGAAUGUUAGGUUUACUGGUCGCUUCGUACACGAUCAAUCUCGUAACGACUAUGUCUCUAUCCGCUAUUGCAACCAACGGAACAGUUCGGGGAGGUGGAGCAUACUAUCUUAUAUCUCGAUCACUAGGUCCUGAGUUUGGUGGGUCUAUAGGGAUAGUGUUCUACCUGGGAUAUGUGUUGAAUACCGGUAUGAAUGCCGUCGGUCUUGUUGACUGUUUCACACAGAACUUCGGGUCUGAGUCUGGUACCUGGGGCAAUUUCCUUAGAGAAGGCUUCUGGUGGCAAUACCUCUGGGGAACUGUCAUCCUCAUCAUGUGUACCGCGAUAUGCUUAGCGGGAAGUUCUAUAUUCUCCAGAGCUAGCAACGGGUUGCUUAUCAUUCUCCUCAUUGCGACUUUCAGCAUACCAGUCUCUGCCGUAUUCAUGAAGCCAUUCAGCAUCCCAAAGGUUGGGGUAGAAUUCACAGGAUUGCGGCUUCAGACGCUGCUAGAAAAUCUCAAACCAAAGCUUACCAAAGGCGCUGCUGGCAGCCAAAUACGUGGACGGGAGAACUUCCAGGACCUAUUCGGGAUCCUGUUCCCUGCUACUGGUGGUAUAUUCGCCGGCGCGAGCAUGUCUGGUGACCUUAAGAACCCCAGCAGAUCGAUUCCAAAGGGAACUUUGUGUGGUCUAGUCUUGACAUUCAUCACCUAUGCUAUCGUAAUUCUCGCCAUGGCUGCUUCGAUCACCCGGGAAUCGUUCUACAAGAAUGCCAACGUUGUUCAAGUGGCAAACCUUUCUGGGUCAGUUAUACUUAUGGGAGAAUUCGCGACAAGCUUUUUUUCUGCGCUUAUGGGAGUUAUUGGCUCAGCAAAGCUGCUCCAAGCGGUUGCGCGAGACGGCUUGCUUCCUGGCCUAAGUUUCUUUGGCAAGGGUACCAGGAAGACCGAUGAGCCCGUGAACGCAAUCAUCUUCACUUACAUGGUUGCACAGCUCACCAUGCUUUUUGACAUCAACCAAAUUGCAUCCUUCGUUACGAUGACUUAUUUAAUGACCUUUCUGGUGACGAACCUGGCCUGUUUCCUCCUAAAGAUCGGGUCUGCCCCCAACUUUCGCCCGUCUUUCCACUACUUCAACUGGAAAACCGCAGCGACCGGCACCUUGGUAUGCGGCGCAAGCAUGUUCUUCGUCGACGGGAUCUAUGCCACAGGCUGCGUGGGCGUACUGAUGAUGCUAUUCCUGCUAAUUCACUACACCUCGCCUCCUAAGUCCUGGGGUGAUGUCAGCCAGAGUCUGAUCUACCAUCAAGUGCGAAAAUAUCUGCUUCGGCUCCGCCAGGAGCAUGUAAAGUUCUGGCGACCCCAGAUACUACUGUUUGUCAACGAUCUCAGCGAACAGUCUAAGAUGAUCUCGUUUUGUAACUCGCUGAAGAAAGGAGGGUUGUUUGUGCUGGGCCAUGUGCUCGUAACAGAUGACUUCACCACCGCUGUGCCAGAGGCACGGCGUCAGCAGACUGCAUGGACCAAGUUCGUAGAGAGCUCCCGAGUGAAGGCCUUUGUCAACAUUACGGUCUCUCCUACCGCCGAAUGGGGUGUCCGCAAUGUCACACUAAGUGCUGGCCUGGGAGGUAUGAGGCCGAACAUAGUUGUCAUUGAUCAAUUCCGCGAAGGCAAAUCGUUGGUUGAGAGGCCAUCUCUUUCGAGUCGGAGAGAAUCGGGUGGAAGACGUAUAUCUCGCGAACUGGUGCCUGUGAUAGCGGAAGAUGGCUCGCAGGAGCUACCAAUGUCAACCAAGACAUAUGUGACCAUCCUAGAGGAUUUGCUCUUCAAGCUGCGGAUGAAUGUUGCUGUGGCCAAGGGAUUUGAGGAUCUGGAGCUUCCUGGACCACACGGACAGCACAGAAAGAAGUACAUUGACCUCUGGCCGAUUCAGAUGAGCGCAGAGCUCGGUGCAGACAGUGAGAGCAAGAAGAAUGUUUUGACCACGAACUUUGACACCUACACCCUCAUCUUACAGUUAGGGUGUAUCCUAAACACUGUACCGUCGUGGAAAAAGACGUACAAGCUCCGAGUGGCUGUUUUCGUUGAGUAUGAAACCGACGUCGAGGACGAGAGAGGAAGGGUCGAAGCGCUUCUUGAGAAGCUAAGGAUAGAGGCCGAGGUUUUGGUUUUCUGGCUGGCAUGCGGCGACCUUAAAACCUACCGUAUCAUCGUCAACGGCGACAUAUCGCCGGAGACCGAGGAUGCCGAACCUCGAGUCCAUGAAGCUUUACGGAACGAAGAAUGGUGGCAGGAUAUCCAGAAGUCUAGGAGUGAGCAUGAAGCUCAACAGCAAGCUGAACUGGGUGCUAUCCGAAGGGCAGAUGAGCGGGUGCCUAGUUGGCCCAUGCAAAGCCCCGAAAGUGUACAUAAGCCACUACAACCCCUGGCUGGUGGGCUGAGGAGAUUGGUAGAGUCCUCCAAGCGCCGGCGAUCCAUUUCGAGCUUCAGAGGGCUGGGAAGUGUAAGCCUAGGCAUGCAAACCCAUCGCUUGCUCGAUGCUUUUGUCGACUACGACAGCAGCGAGAGCAGCACAGGUGAGAGCAGUGACGAAGGAGAGUUUCCGCCUUACCUGGAUGAGGAGGAUGUGGACGAAGAAAACGGCCAGGAUGCCGAACACAGGAUCCAGGGUCCUCAAUCAGAACCGGAAGGAUCUUCUAAGGCGAAACAGAAGGUUAUCGAAGAGGUUGCGCCGGACCAGGCAGUUCCGUCAAUUAUCAUGACGUGUGACGAUGGGACAUCCCCGAAGACCCAGUCAAGUCCAUCCCGGCCAAAAUUCACCCGUUCGCCGUCCAGCAGCCGCUUCAGCUCAUCACCAAUUCCUGAAGCUCGUGUCAACGCAGAGGAGGGCGCGGGCCCUUCAAUCAUGUUCGCCCCUAGUGCAUCUCCUCCACGCACAUCUAACCGGGUUGAGUCCAUCUACACACGACGCUCAUCUUCAGGGCCGUCUGUCCUCAAAACUGCGUCUGGAUAUCCGCGACAGGCAUCAGUCCCCUUAUCAUUCAAUGAUCUCCCUAGUCGGGCGCAACACCUGAUCUUGAAUGAACUGAUGAACAAGCACAGUGGUGAUACAGCUGUUCUAUUCACAACAUUACCCUCGCCGUCCGAAGGGACUGCACAGAGCGAGGCAGCAAGUGCCUCGUACCUGAGUGACUUGACGGUCUUCUGGCAAGGUCUGCCGCCAUGUCUGCUGGUUCAUAGCAACAGCAUGACAGUGACGAUGAAUCUCUAG